CUUGAGGGUCGAUAAUCGAUUCUUGUUUAUUUUGACGUUAGCAGAAACAAUAAUAUUUGUCCACGUCUAACAAAACUCGUUUUUUAUGUUGUUAUUAAAAAAAAUUAUUUUUUACGUACAAUUAAUAAAUUAUUUUAAAUAAUGUUACGAAGAAGAAAAAUCAAUUUUACUAAUGUUAAAAGUUUGGAUGCAUUUCCAAAAAUUGCCGAACAUUAUACUAAACAAUCGGCAGUGGGUGGUACUUUUUCAGUGAUAACAUUUUGCAUAAUUGUAUAUUUAAUUACUGCAGAAACAUGGUAUUUUCUUGAUAGUAAACUUAAAUUCAAAUUUGUACCUGAUACAGAAAUAAAUACAAAAUUAAAGAUAAAUAUUGAUAUAACGGUUGCAAUGCCAUGUGAUCGUAUUGGUGCCGAUAUAUUGGAUUCGACAAAUCAAAAUUUUCAUCACUUUGAAAAACUUAAAGAAGAAGAUACAUGGUGGGAUUUAUCUCAUGAGCAACGCUCUCAUUUUGAUGCGUUAAAAACAAUGAAUUUAUAUUUUCGUGAAGAAUAUCAUGCAAUACACGAUCUUCUAUGGAAAUCUAAUCAAAUUGCAUUGCUUAGCGAAAUGCCAAAACGAUCACACGAACCUAAUUAUCCUCCAGAUGCUUGUCGAAUUCAUGGAAGUUUAAGUAUUAAUAAAGUAUCAGGAAAUUUUCACAUAACAUCUGGAAAAUCAUUAUCAUUACCGGGUGGUCAUAUACAUAUUUCAGCAUUUGUCAGCGAGAAUGAAUAUAAUUUUACUCAUAGAAUUAAUAGAUUUUCAUUUGGUGAACCAAGUCCUGGUAUUAUUCAUCCAUUGGAGGGAGAAGAAAAAGUAACUAAUGAAAGUUCAAUAUUGUUUCAAUAUUUCAUAGAUGUUGUACCAACUGAUAUUGAUAUAUUAUUACGAAAAACAAAAACAUUUCAAUAUAGUGUAAAAGAUCAUGAAAGACCAAUUAAUCAUAAUAAAGGACAACAUGGAAUUCCUGGAAUAUUUUUUAAAUAUGACACAAGUGCUUUGAAAGUAAAAGUUUUUCAACAAAGAGAUUCAUUAUAUCAAUUUUUUAUAAAAUUGUGCGCUACUGUAGGUGGAAUUUAUGUAACAAGUGGUCUAAUUAAUAAUUUAGUGCAAUUAUUUUGGAAAACCAUUUUUUGCCAUCAAGAAGCGGAGCCAAAAGCUGUUAAAACAACAACAACAGCAACAAAUUCAAAAUCUCCGGAUUUAAAAAAAAAUUUACAAGACCCAUAUUAAGGCAUGCGCGCGUAGAUAUCCAUGCCCUUAAUAUUGAUCUAUAUUGUCCAAGCGCAUCGUGUGCCAGUAGGACAUAACAAACGAUGUUGAGAGGUGUGGCAUAAUUAUUUUAAAAAACUUGUACUUAUUUAAUAAUAAUAAUAAAG
Messenger RNA from Leptopilina boulardi, 1418 nucleotides. Its product is annotated as endoplasmic reticulum-Golgi intermediate compartment protein 2. Gene Ontology annotation, cellular component: COPII-coated ER to Golgi transport vesicle; membrane; endoplasmic reticulum. Gene Ontology annotation, biological process: endoplasmic reticulum to Golgi vesicle-mediated transport; retrograde vesicle-mediated transport, Golgi to endoplasmic reticulum. Lineage: Eukaryota; Metazoa; Arthropoda; Insecta; Hymenoptera; Figitidae. The transcript is spliced from 6 exons. Bases 142 to 1272 code for a protein of 376 amino acids. The record is from RefSeq and is a predicted model, not a curated record.